Meira miltonrushii is the source of this 1580-nucleotide messenger RNA. Its product is annotated as ribosomal protein L2. The record is from RefSeq and is a predicted model, not a curated record. Gene Ontology annotation, biological process: cytoplasmic translation. The transcript has a single exon. Gene Ontology annotation, cellular component: ribosome. Bases 38 to 1516 code for a protein of 492 amino acids. NCBI's taxonomy places the organism in Eukaryota, Fungi, Basidiomycota, Exobasidiomycetes, Exobasidiales, Brachybasidiaceae. Gene Ontology annotation, molecular function: structural constituent of ribosome; RNA binding.
CACUGAACCAUAUCAUCACAACCUUUGGUGAUCAAAGAUGCGAUCUAUAUUGGCAGGUCCAUCCCUGCUACGGCAAUUGCCACAAGCACAGAAUGGAUCAUUGCAUACUUCAUUCUCGACAUGUGCCCGACUUUCGAAUCCUAAACCGACAAGGAUAAGCCGUGCUUCUGUUUCGCAGGUUCCUUCGAUUGGCUCAACUUCUCUUAGUUCUGGACAAGCUGCUCAUCUUCUCAAAGUUGGCGGUAAAGCCCAAUUGAUGGACGAAAAAGCGGAUAAACUACCACAAACACCAUUCCGUAGAGAAAGAAGAAAAGCCGAAAAAGAAGCACGCAAAUUAGCCGAAAAGAAGAAAAAGUUGAGUAAAAGCAUUUUCGCACAAGCAGGAAUUGAAGAAAAACGUACUUCGCCUUUCGUACGAAAUGAACAACAAUUCAAAACGUUCAAACCAAUCACCCAUUCUUUACGUUGGGUUCGAACUUCUAUACAACCUCAUAUCUAUAAAGGAAGACCUUUACGUGCCCUUACGAUCACUAAACGCAGCACAGGUGGAAGAAAUCAUCAUGGUCACGUCACCGUUCGUGGAAGAGGUGGUGGUCAUCGCAAGCGUAUCAGAGUGGUAGACUUUCAUAGAUGGGAAAGUGGACCGCAAAAGAUCAUACGAAUCGAAUAUGAUCCUGGACGUUCUGCCCAUAUCGCACUGGUAGAACAUGCAGAAACGAAAAUCAGAAGUUACAUCUUGGCAACAGAUGGCUUACGCGAAGGGGACAAUGUACAAAGCUAUAGAUUGGACGAAGAAGCCAUCAAACAAGCUACAGGAGCAGGUGGUAGUGCAUUAGACAUGGGUAUGUUCCGUACCCGAGCCAUUCGACCGGGAAACGUUCUCCCAUUACGAUUGAUCCCGAUCGGUACGAUGUUGCAUGCAAUCUCGCUUGAAGCUCGAGGUGCAUCAAAGUUAGUCCGUAGUGCGGGUGCAUAUGGACAAUUGGUCGCUUUUGUUCAUAAACGUUCCGAUACGACUAAACAAACAGCAAAGACGUCUGCAAAAGGAGAAGCAGCCAGUUCUCCCGCUCAAAGUGCAUUACCGGGAAGCGGUAAAUACUUUGAAAAUUUCGAAGAAAGUGCUCAAGCAGCAGAAAGUGAAAAUGCAAACAAUAAAGAAGGUGGAACGACAUCCGUCUAUGCACAAGUACGUUUACAAUCCGGCGAAGUACGUUUGUUGAAGAGCGAUUGUUGUGCAACGAUUGGACGUGUAAGCAAUAUCGAUCAUGAACACGAACGGUUGGGUAAAGCAGGAAGAUCGCGUUGGUUAGGACGUCGACCUAAAGUUCGUGGUGUUGCAAUGAACGCAGUUGACCAUCCUCAUGGUGGUGGUCGUGGUAAGAGUAAGAGUAACAAACAUCCUCGUUCCAUUUACGGUCAAAAGACUAAAGGUCCACGUACACGUAAACCUGGUACUAAGAACGGUAACAGAAUGGUUGUCAAAGAACGUCCACGUGGUAUUGAGAAACGUCGUUAGUGUCCUCUUCUCAUUGUAACAAAUAUUCAUCAAUGCAAUACUUCUCUUAUCGUAAACAGUGAUC